UUAACACGCACUGAGAUUCGCUCGGGCGUAGACCAAAAAAAAAAAACACCAAAUUAUAAUAACAGGAAAAUGAAAUUUAGUAUAGUAUUCAUAUUGGUCAGUUGCCUGUUGUACCAGGUGAUGGCCUCCCUGGGCAGCCUCUUCAAGCAUCAGAGGAGUAAAAGAGCUCCCAUUCCUUGGCUUAUAUACCCCACCACAUCACCCACUCGCGUCAUGUUCAUUGGCGGCAUAGGUAUUCCGCUGGAGGAUCUCAACUACGAGGCGGUGACCACCGGCUAUGUCCUAAAGGUGGAGUAUUGGCUGCCCACCACUCCGGAUGAUCUGAGAACACCCACGGCUCUGCCCCUCACACAGGUGGCUACGCCGGGUGUUACCGGAGCCAGAAAGCAGAGGAAACCUAUGUUUGAGAACUUUUUGGUUGGAGUGGAUGAAUUGGGCAAGAACACCAGGAAGCUGUUGACCAGGACCAACAAAGUCUUGAGUAGCUAUCGAUGGACUGUCUACAAGGGACUAGAGGGAUUGGCCGAUCGAUUGGGCUAUCAGGGCAGGAUUUGUGUGCUGAAAAGUAUAUGCGAGGCGGCCGAGGAACCCUUUCAUUACACAAAUGGACUCUUUGCGGAUCUAUUGCACAUAUUACUCACACCCUCCUCCUCGGUGGACAAGUUGUCGGAACAUGCUGACAACGAGUAUUACUAUGCGGAGAAGAUGGGACAAUCCGGAGCUGGAUGUGAUCGGGUCUUCAAGGAGUGUCGACGAAGUUUAUUGCAACACUUUAGCGAACUUCAUCACAAUCUGGAUAAGAUCUUGUUUUGAGGCAAUAAACGAAGGCUGAACUGAUACC
Molecule: messenger RNA, 841 nt
Organism: Drosophila melanogaster (fruit fly)
Lineage: Eukaryota; Metazoa; Arthropoda; Insecta; Diptera; Drosophilidae
Exons: 3
Coding region: 70-813 (247 amino acids)
Source: RefSeq, marked reviewed